UUAUAAUGGCUUUAGCACACCAGUCACGCCGCGCUUCGCUGUGGAGAAGCACAAUAGGAAAUCUCAAGAAGUUAUUAAACAAUUUAAAGGAAAACAUAUUGAAAACAACAUGGAAAUCUCAUUCAAAAACAAACGGGUGCUGGUGACCGGAGCUGGACAAGGAAUCGGCCGCAGCAUAGCCAUCGAGCUAUGGCGGGCCGGAGCUCAAGUAGUGGCGGUCUCCCGCACCAAGUCCCACCUGGACUCCUUACAUCACGAGUACCCGGCCAUCCAGAUAGUGUCGGUGGACCUCGGCAACUGGGACGCGGCCAGGAAGGCCAUCGACCAGCUCGGACACUUUGAUGCCCUGGUCAAUAAUGCCGCUGUGGGACUGACUGAGGACUUUUUGACGACCACUCCGGAGAAUUUCGAUUUGCUAAUGAAUGUCAACGUUAAAGCGAUGCUGAAUGUGAGCCAGGUAGUUGCGAAAAAGAUGAUCGACGCCAAAAAAGGAGGAGCUAUCGUCAACAUUUCCUCUCAAGCCUCCAAGGCCGCUCUAUGGGGCCACGCGACCUACUGCGCGUCUAAAGGCGCCGUGGACGCGCUGACCCGCGUGAUGGCUCUGGAGUUGGGCCCUCACAACAUUCGCGUCAACACUGUGAACCCCACCGUCAUCAUGACGGAAAUGGGCAAGCUGGGCUGGUCCGACCCAGCCAAGGCCAAGGGCAUGCUCGCCAAGAUACCUUUGGGAAGAUUCGGCGAGGUGUCCGAGGUGGUGAACGCGGUGCUGUUUCUGCUGAGCGACAAGGCCAGCAUGAUCAACGGAGUGGAGCUGCCCAUCGACGGCGGCUUCUUGGCCUGCUGAUGUCCUGGUGUCCACGUUAUAAAUACAUUUAUAUUUAUUUUUAAA
Molecule: messenger RNA, 889 nt
Organism: Plutella xylostella (diamondback moth)
Lineage: Eukaryota; Metazoa; Arthropoda; Insecta; Lepidoptera; Plutellidae
Product: L-xylulose reductase
Biological process (GO): glucose metabolic process; xylulose metabolic process
Molecular function (GO): carbonyl reductase (NADPH) activity; L-xylulose reductase (NADPH) activity
Source: RefSeq, a predicted model, not a curated record